CGGGUCUCUCCUUUCCCGCUCUGUCCUAGUGCAUUCUAGGAGAAUCACUCUCUGCGAGUCUUAGAGUCUCGCAGUGGAACUCUGAGUUUGAAAACCCUAAUUUCUCACUCGAAACUCCUAAAUUCUCACCACAACAUCCUAUUAUCACAUCAACACCGCAAAACCCUAAACCCAACGAAGGAAAAAGCCUUCCUGCCUCCUACUACUCAUACUCUGCAUCAUCAUUUUUACGGACUAGUGGAAGAAAGCAGCCAUGGAUGACAGUUUAUACGACGAGUUCGGGAACUACAUAGGCCCGGACAUCGACUCUGACCAAGAUGCUUCUGAUGCCGAUGACCGACCUUCUGAUGACGAUGAUGAGAUGCCCGAUGCUGCAGCUGGCGCUUCGCCCUCGCGCGCGGGCUCCCCGGAGAACUGGCUUGGAGAGGUUGCUGAAGGCGAAGCCCCCGGCCAAGUGGUAUUGGCAGAAGACAAAAAAUACUAUCCCACUGCCCAAGAGGUCUAUGGGGAGGGCGUUGAGGCCCUUGUCAUGGACGAGGAUGCCCAGCCCCUCGAGCAACCGAUUAUAAAACCUCCUCGUAACGUCAAGUUUGAGAUCGGUGUCAAGGACUCGAGCACUUAUGUCUCGACACAAUUCCUCUUAGGCCUUGCAUCGAACCCGUCGCUUGUGCGGAAUGUUGCUCUCGUAGGGCAUUUACAGCAUGGGAAGACAGUGUUCAUGGACAUGCUAGUGGAGCAGACCCAUAUGAUUGAGACAUUCGAUCCGGACAGUGAGAAGCACAUGAGGUACACCGACACACGCAUUGACGAGCAGGAACGAAGGGUCUCUAUCAAGGCCGUUCCCAUGUCGUUGGUGCUUGAGGACAGCAAUGCAAAAUCGUAUCUGUGCAAUAUAUUUGAUACACCAGGGCAUGUCAACUUCUCGGACGAGAUGACUGCUGCUCUCAGGCUGGCCGACGGGGCUGUCGUAGUUGUGGAUGCAGCAGAAGGGGUCAUGGUGAACACUGAGAGAGCUAUUCGCCAUGCCAUUCAGGAAAGGCUUCCGAUUGUAGUUGUAAUAAAUAAGGUAGAUAGGCUGAUAACGGAGCUGAAACUACCACCAGCUGAUGCAUACCACAAACUAAGGCACACGUUAGAAGUGAUAAACGAUUUUAUCUCUUCGUUCUCUACCACUGCAGGAGGAAUCCAAGCCAUUGAUCCAGCUGCUGGAAAUGUUUGUUUUGCUAGCGCUAGUGCUGGUUGGUCUUUCACCCUACAAUCCUUUGCUAAAUUGUAUGUGAAACUCCAUGGCAUACCAUUUGAUGCUGCUAGAUUUGCAUCUUUGCUUUGGGGAGAUAUAUAUUAUCAUCCAAAUGAGAGGACUUUUAAGAGAAAACCCCCUCUAAGUGGAGGUGAGAGAUCAUUUGUGCAGUUUUUGCUUGAGCCUUUGUACAAAAUAUACAGCCAAGUGAUAGGAGAACACAGGAAGAGUGUGGAGGUUACUCUUGCAGAGCUGGGUGUUACCCUAAGUAAUGCAGCAUACAAGUUAAAUGUUAGGCCACUCUUAAGGUUGGCUUGUAGCUCGAUUUUUGGAUCAGCCACUGGCUUCACUGAUAUGUUGGUUGAACAUAUCCCAUCUGCGAAAGAUGCUGCAAUUAAGAAGGUAGAGCACAUUUAUACCGGGCCUCAGGACUCUUUAGUUGUUGAGGCUAUGAAAGACUGUGAUCCUUCAGGUCCCCUCAUGGUUAAUGUAACCAAGCUUUUCCCUAAAUCUGACUGCAGUGUCUUUGAUGCUUUUGGUAGAGUUUACAGUGGAACCAUCCAAACUGGUCAGACUGUACGUGUCCUUGGGGAAGGAUAUUCACCUGAAGAUGAAGAGGACAUGACUGUUAAAGAAGUUACAAAAUUGUGGGUCUAUCAAGCACGUUAUCGACUUCCUAUUAGUAAAGCACCUGCUGGUUCUUGGGUUCUCAUUGAAGGUGUUGAUGCUUCGAUCAUGAAGACUGCCACUCUUUGUCCUGAGUAUAUGGAUGAAGACAUCUACAUAUUUCGGCCUCUACGCUUUAACACCCUUCCAGUUGUGAAAACAGCCACCGAACCCUUGAAUCCCAGUGAGCUGCCCAAAAUGGUUGAAGGUCUACGAAAAAUUAGCAAGAGCUAUCCACUUGCCAUAACAAAGGUCGAGGAAUCCGGUGAACACACUAUUUUGGGGACUGGGGAGUUGUAUUUGGAUUCUAUUAUGAAGGAUCUUAGAGAGCUCUAUUCUGAAGUUGAAGUCAAGGUGGCUGAUCCUGUGGUCUCUUUCUGUGAAACUGUGGUGGAAUCCUCAUCAAUAAAAUGCUUUGCAGAAACGCCCAACAAGAAAAACAAAAUCACCAUGCUUGCGGAACCACUGGAAAAGGGAUUGGCGGAGGAUAUAGAGAAUGGUGUUGUCAGCAUAGAUUGGCCUCGAAAGAAACUCGGUGACUUUUUCCAAAGCAAAUAUGACUGGGAUUUGCUUGCAGCACGGUCUAUAUGGGCUUUUGGUCCGGAUAAGCAGGGACCCAACAUUCUCCUGGACGAUACACUUCCUAGUGAAGUUGACAAGAAUAUGCUGAAUGCUGUUAAGGAUUCAAUUGUUCAAGGGUUUCAGUGGGGUGCUCGUGAAGGGCCUCUUUGUGAUGAACCCAUUCGUAAUGUCAAAUUCAAAAUAUUGGAUGCUACUAUUGCACCAGAGCCCCUGCAUCGUGGUGGUGGUCAGAUAAUUCCUGCUGCUCGUCGUGUAGCAUAUUCGGCCUUCCUUAUGGCAACGCCACGUUUGAUGGAACCGGUGUAUUAUGUGGAGAUUCAAACCCCGAUAGAUUGUGUUUCUGCAAUUUAUACAGUCUUGUCUCGAAGAAGGGGACACGUUACAGCCGAUGUUCCUAAGCCAGGGACCCCUUCUUAUAUUGUUAAGGCAUUUUUGCCAGUCAUAGAAUCCUUUGGGUUUGAGACUGACUUGAGAUAUCACACCCAAGGGCAGGCCUUUUGCGUUUCUGUAUUUGAUCACUGGGCCAUAGUUCCUGGAGAUCCUCUUGACAAAUCUGUGGUCCUUCGCCCACUUGAACCUGCACCUGUUCAGCACCUUGCACGAGAGUUCAUGGUGAAGACAAGGCGGCGGAAGGGAAUGAGCGAGGAUGUAAGCAUCAGCAAGUUCUUUGAUGACCCUAUGUUGCUUGAGCUAGCAAGACAGGAUGCUGACCUUCAACACAUACUCUAAAUUAUCAGGUUUUUUGCUUCUCAAGAGAUUAACCACAUAAAAAAUAUGCAACUUGUAACACCUGUACUAUCAGUUUUGCCUGGCUUUGUAUGUCUUCUCUUAGCCACCUUUGUUUUUCUUUUAGUUCUGUUGGUGGCAAAUAGUACUGUAGCUUGAGAUCACUCAGGUCUUGGUCUAUUUUAUUCUUGAGGAAAAAAAAGAAGUCUGUAUUAAGUAAAAACAGAUGAGCUGAUCUCUUUCUAACAUCGUUUUGUCAUUAGAACUAGCUAUUCAUUCUAUGGGCUUGAGUUUUUUUUUCA
Molecule: messenger RNA, 3516 nt
Organism: Amborella trichopoda
Lineage: Eukaryota; Viridiplantae; Streptophyta; Magnoliopsida; Amborellales; Amborellaceae
Product: 110 kDa U5 small nuclear ribonucleoprotein component CLO
Biological process (GO): mRNA splicing, via spliceosome
Cellular component (GO): U2-type catalytic step 2 spliceosome; U4/U6 x U5 tri-snRNP complex; cytosol
Molecular function (GO): GTPase activity; U5 snRNA binding; GTP binding
Source: RefSeq, a predicted model, not a curated record